This is a messenger RNA of Rotaria sordida, 1059 nucleotides long. The record is from the annotation of a GenBank genome assembly. Lineage: Eukaryota; Metazoa; Rotifera; Eurotatoria; Philodinida; Philodinidae.
AUGUUUAAACGUGAUACAUCCUCAUCAUCGCCUAAUUUUCAUCAUCAUCAAACUGCAAAUGCUAGUACAAAUACACCAUUAUAUGAUAAUUAUUAUUCAUCAAUAACAAAUAAAUCAGCAUUAAUAGAAUUGACACCAAUAUCAUGUUUAAAUAAAACUCCAACUACAUCAUCAUCAAUUUACCUUCAGACCCCACCAUCAUCUCCAUUAUUGACCAUUGGAAAUUUUUAUAAAAUAAAUAAAUAUUCAUCAAAUAUUAAUCAACAAGAUUCAUCAUUGUUUAAUGUUGCUUCACGUUCCGAUACAAAUCAAGAUAAUAAUGAUAAAAAAUUUAUAAUUGAACAUCCUUCAAUAUCAUCAAUAGAUUUAUCUCGUUUUUGUCGUUUCAUAUUUCCGGAUUCAACAUCAACGGUUAUUUUAACACAUAAUUCUACAAAUACUAUUCAAAAAACGAUUAAUCGUCUAUUUGCUAAACGUGGACUUACAUGGUAUCGAACUGAAUUAUAUUCUAUUGAUCAACAAUCUAUUGAUAUUCAAGAACCCUUAUCAACAUUAUCUGGAAAAGAAAUUUAUGUUGAAACUCGUAUAUUAAUACGUAUUGAUUUUCCAACAAAAACUUUAUGUGUACGAUGUAAUCCAAAACGAACACUUUUACAAAUUUUACAACCAGUUGUUGAAAAAUUAAAUUAUUCUAUUGGACAUUUUGUUUUUUAUGCUAAUAAUUCGUUAAUGCCACUUAAUUUAAAUGAAAUUGUUGAAUGUUAUGAUAAUCAAAGAAUAUUUACUUUAAUAAGAACAGCAUCGGGUGUUGAGAUGUCAACUAGACAAAAGGUAAGAACAGCAAAUGAUAUAUUUGAAAUGAUAUCAGAAAAUGAUGAAGAUAUUAAAUUUGAUGAAUGUGGAAUAUUACAAGUAGUUACACAAUCAAAAUCAACAUCUGUUGAUGAUUAUCUUUUUUUUUCAACACCUGAAACAUCUUUAACUCAAUCGGAAAAAGAUCAAAUCUAUUGUGGUCCUAGACGCAUUGCAGUUCUUUAUUUUUCCCAAUUAAAUCCUUAA